GGGCAGUAGGGCGCGGAGGAAAGAGAGCCGGGCGCUUGUUCUGGGCUGUGGGGAGGCGGUGGCGGAGAAGGAGGAGGAGAAGGAGGAGGAGCUGGGUCAGCAGGAGGCAGCGGCGGCGUCCGCGCUGGGGUGAUGGUGCAGGUGCUUGGGGACGGUGCGGAGCUGCCUGGCUGAGGGGCGCCUGGUCCGGGGUCCGCAGCGCCGCCGCGUCUCUCCCGGGGGCGGGCGGGCGGGAAGAUGCUGAGCAGGUUGAUGAGCGGCAGCAGCAGGAGCCUGGAGCGCGAGUACAGCUGCACCGUGCGGCUGCUGGACGACAGCGAGUACACCUGCACCAUCCAGAGAGAUGCCAAAGGCCAAUACCUGUUUGACCUUCUUUGCCACCACCUGAAUCUGCUUGAGAAAGACUAUUUUGGGAUCCGCUUUGUGGACCCUGAUAAGCAGCGGCAUUGGUUGGAGUUUACAAAGUCUGUGGGGAAGCAGUUGAGAUCCCAGCCUCCAUUCACCAUGUGUUUCCGCGUGAAGUUUUACCCUGCAGACCCUGCUGCCCUGAAAGAAGAAAUAACCAGGUAUUUAGUCUUCCUGCAGAUCAAAAGGGAUCUGUACCACGGCCGCCUCCUCUGUAAAACAUCAGAUGCUGCCUUGUUAGCAGCUUAUAUCCUUCAAGCGGAGAUUGGGGAUUAUGACCCAGGAAAACACCCUGAAGGCUACAGCUCCAAGUUCCAGUUUUUCCCUAAACAUUCAGAGAAGCUGGAAAGGAAGAUUGCUGAGAUUCACAAAACAGAACUCAGUGGCCAAACACCAGCAACAUCAGAGCUGAACUUUUUAAGAAAAGCGCAGACGUUGGAGACAUACGGAGUGGACCCUCACCCGUGUAAGGACGUGUCAGGAAAUGCUGCAUUUCUGGCCUUCACUCCUUUUGGGUUUGUUGUUCUGCAAGGAAACAAGAGGGUCCACUUCAUUAAAUGGAAUGAGGUGACCAAGCUGAAAUUUGAAGGAAAGACUUUUUAUUUGUACGUAAGUCAGAAAGAGGAAAAGAAAAUUAUUCUCACAUAUUUUGCUCCAACUCCAGAAGCCUGCAAGCACCUCUGGAAAUGUGGGAUAGAGAACCAAGCCUUCUACAAGCUGGAGAAGUCAAGCCAAGUCCGCACAGUGUCCAGCAGCAAUUUAUUCUUCAAAGGGAGCCGGUUCCGAUACAGUGGCCGAGUUGCAAAGGAAGUAAUGGAGUCCAGUGCCAAGAUCAAACGGGAGCCACCAGAAAUACACAGAGCAGGGAUGGUCCCCAGCCGCAGCUGUCCCUCCAUAACCCAUGGCCCAAGGCUGAGCAGCGUCCCCAGGACCCGGAGAAGAGCUGUUCACAUCUCCAUCAUGGAAGGCCUCGAGUCCCUACGGGACAGUGCCCACUCCACCCCGGUACGUUCCUCCUCCCACGGGGACACUUUCCUGCCUCACGUGAGAAGCAGCCGGGCAGACAGCAAUGAGCGAGUCGCCGUGAUCGCGGAUGAGGCCUACAGCCCUGCAGACAGCGUGCUGCCCACCCCUGUGGCCGAGCACAGCCUGGAGCUGAUGCUGCUUUCCCGGCAGAUCAAUGGGGCCACCUGCAGCAUUGAGGAGGAGAAGGAGUGUGAGGCCAGCACCCCAACUGCUGCAGAGAUGGAGGCCCUUGGGGGAGAGCUGAGGGCCCUGUGUCAGGGGCACGGCAGGCCAGAGGAGGAACAGGUGAAUAAGUUUGUUUUAAGUGUCCUCCGUUUGCUCCUUGUGACCAUGGGACUCCUCUUUGUUUUGCUCCUCCUCCUGAUCAUCCUCACUGAGUCCGACCUUGACAUUGCCUUUUUCCGCGAUAUCCGCCAGACCCCCGAGUUUGAACAAUUCCACUAUCAAUACUUUUGUCCCCUCAGGCGAUGGUUUGCCUGCAAAAUCCGCUCAGUGGUGAGCCUGCUCACUGACACCUGAGAAGGCAUGAAUCCUCCCAAUAACUAGCCAGGUGGACCAAGGAGCCCGGCUACCCAUUCCCAGCAAUGGGACCCAUCGCGGAACCAUCGGCACAUGUACCAAGUCCUCCUCUCAUGACUCAAAGUCCACAGCCUAGGAGGGUCGUUUCCCAGAAGAAGAAAGGGAUAGGCUCAUGCCUUGGCUAACUGGGAAAACUCAUUUCCUUCAGAGGUUCUUUCAAGAAAGGCUCGGCGACUCUGUUUCUCAUCCUCCCAAUUUGCAGGAUAAAAUUUUUGGUUUUGAAUUUUGAUUUUUCAUAGAUGUGUAUUAUUUUGAAAAUAUCAAAAAUAAUUUAUUUUAUUAUUA
This is a messenger RNA of Lipotes vexillifer (Yangtze River dolphin), 2295 nucleotides long. It is a transcript of the gene FRMD5, whose product is annotated as FERM domain containing 5. The record is from RefSeq and is a predicted model, not a curated record. NCBI's taxonomy places the organism in Eukaryota, Metazoa, Chordata, Mammalia, Artiodactyla, Lipotidae. Gene Ontology annotation, cellular component: cytoskeleton. The coding region runs from base 238 to 1950 and encodes 570 amino acids. The transcript has 14 exons. Gene Ontology annotation, biological process: actomyosin structure organization. Gene Ontology annotation, molecular function: cytoskeletal protein binding.